This is a messenger RNA of Botrytis deweyae, 1578 nucleotides long. RefSeq lists its product as uncharacterized. The coding region runs from base 1 to 1578 and encodes 525 amino acids. The record is from RefSeq and is a predicted model, not a curated record. The transcript has 2 exons. NCBI's taxonomy places the organism in Eukaryota, Fungi, Ascomycota, Leotiomycetes, Helotiales, Sclerotiniaceae.
AUGUCUCAAGCAGACGGUCCCACUCUUAAAGCCAUCUUCAACACGGGAUUUGCUGUCACACAAGCAAUAUCCAAGAAAUUAUCUUCAUCUGAACUUCAACCUCAAAAUCAAAUGUCGAUCUUCUCUUCAACUCCUGGUCUUCCCACUGAUCUUGCAACUCCACGUCCCAAGAGAACAAAGCUCCCAGGCCCCGCAACACAACUUCUCAAUGAACUGUUCGACGAAGUGGAUGAAAUUGAAGCAGUCGAGUCAAUCGAAGAUUCUACCUAUGUUGAUGUUGACCAUGCGCGCAAGAGAGCUGGUAGACUGAGACUUAGACCUAGACCUAGAAUCGAAACAUCUUUCAAGAGCAAGUCAUCGGAUGGUCCAAAUCAAUCAGCGGGUUCUUCCGAUUUUUUUAUGAAUUCCUCAGUCGAUUAUUCACAUCUCACUGUAAGUCCUGAAGAGGAUCUUCAAAAGCUCGCAGACAGAUUCGGAGAGAUUCAAUCUAGGAAUAAACAAAUCAUCGAAGCUGACGACGAUGCUAUCUGGAAAUCUCUUCCAGAUCUGAAUACCGGAUCCUUUUCACGUUACGCUAAACUUCGAGGCUCUGCUAAAGCCUAUGAGAAAGAGUUUCAAGAUGCUUUGAAGAAGGAAAAAGAUAUUUAUGAAUCUACACCUGGAUUCAUCAAAAAGCAGAUGCCUGGUUUGAGUGCGACUGAUAUGCGCAAACAAAUUCCGAGAUUGAUCAAUGCUGAAGCAGAAUAUGAAUUUGAUGAGGAGGAUGAAGAUGAGAAACACGCAAUUGAGAUUCUCGAGGCACUUUUCAAGGAGUUGGCAGAGAGAGAGGCUAGCACUAACAAGAAUGAAUGGAAGAGUGUCAAACAGAUCAUUGAGGGUGUGGAAAAUAAGGGCAAGAAUGAUGGGGAAGAACAAGCCGUUGCGAUUAAAGAUAUGGAUCGUAGAUCUGAGAUGAACCAUAGUGCUCGCCAGGAUACCCAUAAAUCUCGCGAAAUCAACAUCUUUUCAGAUUUCGCCGAAGAAACAGACGAUGAAAUUCGACAUUACUCUGCCAUAACCCAACAACAUAUUAAAGACGGAUGUAAAGUUAGGGGACUUGAUCAGAUAAUCGAGAAAGAUGAGGAGCAACCAGUACAACCGCAACAACCAAGUCAAGUCGAACCAGAAAUCACUCCUUCCCCAGAACUCGAAGAAAAGAACAAGCAAGAAAUCACAGAACCGCAACAAAAUGUGUGCGAAGUUUCUCCCGUGAUGGAACCUCCCAAAGUCAAUAAAAAGGAGACAAUUCCACAGGAACAGCCCGAUAUAGAAGGAAACACAAAGGAAGAUGAAGACUCUCAAAACUCUUCACAAAACCACGAUAAUCCUGAAAGUCAAAAUCUGGAUAUCGAUAUUUACAAACAUAUCGAUGAAGCAACUAGUGCUAGUUCUAGUGCCAUUUCGUAUUCUACUUCUUCUAUUGAUGGGAGCGCUUCAGAGGAGGAAGAUGAGAUGCAACUUGGUAUGGCGGCGCUGGCUACGGGGGUUAUGAUUACUGCGCUGUGGAUGAUUGAAAGGAAGACGGCAGCAGUUUGUUAG